Molecule: messenger RNA, 309 nt
Organism: Dibothriocephalus latus
Lineage: Eukaryota; Metazoa; Platyhelminthes; Cestoda; Diphyllobothriidea; Diphyllobothriidae
Source: the annotation of a GenBank genome assembly
AUGGCCGAUGGUAAUCCAAUUGAUAGGUAUGAACUUAAGGAAUUACUUGGAACUGGAGCAUUUUCCGAAGUCAGGUUGGCGGAAGACAAACUGAAUCCUGGCGAGUUCAGAGCAAUAAAGUGUAUCCGUAAAAGAGAAAACUCACAGAAAGCAAACGAUGAAGAAGGGUAUAAAUUGGAAUACAAAUCACGUGAAGAGUCGCUCAAAAAUGAAAUAUCAGUCCUGCGAAGGCUUCAUCAUCCAAACAUUGUUCAACUCCUGGAUGUAUUUGAGGACGAUGAUUCCUAUUAUCUAGUCAUGGAGCUGUAA